Oncorhynchus keta (chum salmon) is the source of this 5877-nucleotide messenger RNA. Its product is annotated as VPS9 domain-containing protein 1-like. Bases 138 to 2177 code for a protein of 679 amino acids. Gene Ontology annotation, molecular function: guanyl-nucleotide exchange factor activity; small GTPase binding. The transcript has 16 exons. The record is from RefSeq and is a predicted model, not a curated record. Gene Ontology annotation, biological process: vesicle-mediated transport. Lineage: Eukaryota; Metazoa; Chordata; Actinopteri; Salmoniformes; Salmonidae. Gene Ontology annotation, cellular component: cytosol; endocytic vesicle.
CUCCCUGCUUGUUCUUCCCACUAAGACUAUUUGUUUCCCAUUGGAUCUGACAGGCUGUGUUCUAUUUUGGAUUAGUUAUUUUUUUUAAAUCUGUAGCGCCAUCUUGCGGCUGUUGAAAUAUAUACUUCCGUUCGUUCAUGCAAAGUUUACAUCCGGAACGAUUGGUCACAACAAUAACAACCAUGGCAGCAGCUGGCGCUGACAUGAAGCCCCUUCAGCAUGCCAUGAAAAUAGCUAAAGUGGCUAUACAAUUGGACGCAGGGAACCGACAUAAGGAAGCCUACUGUGAAUACUUGAGGAGUAUCAACUUCAUCACCCACUCACUUUUGGAGGAUGCUGUAUCUAGGCAGGGAGAGAUAGUAGAGGUGGAAAAGAUGUUGAGGCUGGCUGAGCAGUGUUUGGAGAGAGCCAAGUCCUCCUUCAUAGGAAGGAAAGAUGAACCUGCAACCCCUAUCUCCUACACGACACCUAUCAACUUGGCAGCACUCAGCCUGACCACAGCCUUAGCAGUAAGCCCUGGAAAGAUUGUUUCGCCACAACCACAAGAGCCGGUUAUUUACUCGGGGCCUGGACAGCGCAAAGUUCUCUCUGAGGGUGGAGGGGAGGUCAUCACCUUCCUGUCCCCAGAAAUCUUCCAGAGUUUGCAGAUAGUGGAGUCGCAGGAUACCAGGAAGGAACUUACACCCAUAGAGGAGGCCUCGCGGUUGAACCAGAAGUUGAAAGAAAAUUAUGAAGCUCGUCUGGCCCGACUCCCCCCUGCACAGGCCCGUACACAGAAGACUUCCCUGACACUCUCUCUUCAGAGGCAGAUGAUGGAGAACCUAAUCAUUGCCAAGGCCAGGCAAGAUGCUCUACAAAGGAAGAUGGAGGAGAGGAGACUGCGGCUGCAGGAGGAGGCCAACAGGAGAUUUGCCGCAUCUGGAACAAUUACUGCAGAAGAACAGGAGCAACGUGUUUUGUACACAAAUGUUUUGGAAUAUGAACAAGAUCAUGACUGGCCCAAGCUAUGGAAAGCCAACAUUAAGAAAAAUCCUGAUGAUCCCACAUUGGUGUCCGGCCUUGUUUCAUGUCUUCUCAGCUCUCCAGACCACCCUGUGAUGAUGUUACUGAAAAGGCUCCAGUACAGAGUUUACAACAGGCUCUACCCAAUCGUGAGUAAGAGUCUCCCUACAAGUCCUGCCCUGCCCAUGAAACCCUCCCACAGCGCCCAGAGCCUGUUGAUGUCAGACUCUCAUCAGAACGUGUCAAAAUCCGAAGUGGGCCACAGUAUGUCCUCCGAUGCCUCUCUCAAUAUCUCCUUCUCCCAUGACCAUAUUGCUAACGAGGAGGAUAGUGAUGGGCCCCAUACACUGGACAGGGAGAAUUCGUUUGAGGAUCUGGAGCAGUUUCUGACACAGCUGGACUGGGCUCCAUCACAUGGGGACCCUGACGUGACCUUUGAACAGUCACAGUUGGAUCAGGAGGAGCCUCUCGUUCAAGACUUGGAGAUGCGUGAUCUCAAAGAACACCUCAAGGCUAUUGUGAAGGACAUCCAUAUUGCCAUUGAUCAACUGCUGUCGCUAUGCCUUCUCUCCUUUGAGUGUCUGAACACAGCCAGUUCUAAGGACCUGUGUGUGGCCAGCAUAGAAGAAGCCUUCUUCACUCCCCUCUGGAGCUCUUUGUUGGCUCUCUUCAGGAAGGUCCACAGAGAGAGGGAACUGUCCUUUGAGUCCAGUAUGAGGCUGUAUCGGGAUGCCUCACCUGGUGAUGUUGGUGUCCCAUCGAAACUGUACCCCCAGGACCCUGUCAUGCUGCAUGGUUCCUACCCCUACGACUCGGCAGUGCAAGAGCUUCGCUUGCUGUGCAGAGAUUGCUGUCCCCAGAGAAAGCUGGAGUGCAUUGUUCGAACGUUGCGUCUGAUCUGUGCUUGUGCUGAGGACUACUCCUGCCUUCAUGAGGCAGAAUCCAAAACUGCAACCAUUGGGGCAGAUGACUUGUUGCCCAUCCUCUCCUAUGUGGCUCUGCACUGUGAGCUGCCUCAGUUGGUGUCAGAGUGUGCUGCCCUGGAGGAGUUCAUUCAUGAAGGGUAUCUGAUUGGAGAGGAGGGCUACUGCUUGACCUCCAUGCAAAGUGCUCUGCAAUAUGUGGAGUCAUUGCACACAGGAGGGUUUCAGCUACACAACACUAAAUUCACCUGAUACAGGAUGAAGAUUUGUUUAGAACAGACAUAGAGAGCGGUUGGGGCAGUGUUGACCUGAUGGGUCUGUGUGCUGGAGGCCUGGCAGGGAGGAGGGGAGAUAGACACUGACGGUCAUAUGGCUGGAUUGUUCAGAGUGCUUCCGGACCAGAGGAGAAAACAUGCCAAUGCGAAUCAGGAGGAGUCCAGACAACCGCAGAGGACUAACUUUAAUGCAUAACUCGCACUCAUUGUGUGUCCCCUUAAAUCCCUUCAAGUCCACUUACCUUGUCACACACAUGCAAGCUGAAAUCUCAUUCAGAGCUCGGAUCCUAUCAGGACCCAUUAUGCCGUAACAGACUACUCAGUCCCAGCCUCCUUGGCAUGAUACACUGCCCCAUUCCCAGACAGAUCCUCACAACUCCUCUUCCACCUCCCCUCAUAACAGCCUAUUACACGUACACACUCCGUGUGGUGCUGACAUCCAUUAUACACAGUCUAUAAAGCAAGAACACCCGAGUGGGCUCCCAAAUGGCACAAUCAAGGGUCUGGAAUCAUACCGGACCCUGGUUUGAUUCCAGGCUGUAUCACAACUGGCUGUGAUUGGGAGUCCCAUUUACAUUACAUUUUACAUUUAAGUCAUUUAGCAGACGCUCUUAUCCAGAGCAACUUACAAAUUGGUGCAUUCACCUUAUGACAUCCAGUGGAACAGCCACUUUACAAUAGUGCAUCUAAAUCUUUUAAGGGGGGGGAUUACUUUAUCCUAUCCUAGGUAUUCCUUAAAGAGGUGGGGUUUCAGGUGUCUCCGGAAGGUGGUGACUGACUCCGCUGUCCUGGCGUAGGGCAGGCCACAAUUGGCCCAGUGUCGUCUGGGUUUGGCUGGGGUAGGUCGUCAUUGUAAAAAAAACUAUUUGUUCUGUAACUGACUUGCCUAGUUUAAAAAAUUAAAAAAUAAAAAAUUUAAAAACCUCUUUCCAUGACAUGGACUGAUCAGGUAAAAUCUACAGUACACAGUUUUGUUGUAACCCUUGACAAACAUACCUCAUUCAACUCAUUGAGGGCUUGAUGAUUAGUUGAAGUUGAAUCAGGUGUGCUUCUCCAGGGUUAGGAUUCAAAUGUGUAAUGUUAGUGUUACUGGAGGACCAGGGUAUUGAAACACUGGUGUAAGGUACAGGAGGAGCUAGAGGUGAAGCAGAGGAAUGUCUGUACCUCGGGUGGCCAGACCUGGGUUCAAAUACUAUUUCAAUUUCUUUUCAAUAGAUUUCUAAACAAGUAUUCAGAACCUUUAUUUGAAGAAAAAAAAACAAGUAGUUGAAUAUUGGAAUGUAUUUGUAAAUACAAUAAAAAAAAUUGACUUGCGCCUACAUGUUGACUGCAAACAUCAACUGAUCAAAGGUCAUGAAAUUGUGACUGCAGGUUUAUGCAGUUAAUCUAUGAGCAGCUAUCGCCUGCAUGGUUGACUAUUGUCAGCUUAUCAUUUGGGUGUUUUUGUUUGACCCACAACAAAUGUGACCAACGACAUGAAAGAAACAGGAACCAACUCUUGUAUACAGUGGAUAUGUACAAAUUAAUGUGAUUUAAUGUGAUAUUUGAGUCCCCCUCUCUCACCAAUUGAUUGUACAAUGUACAAACAUAUUUUCAGGUUGUGAGUGCUUGAUAUGGAGGUUGGAGACAUGUUUAUUUCGACGACGUUUAUAAAAGAUGUUCUUUAUAAUGUCAACACUGCCAUGUUGCACUGAACUUUGCUGUUGGAAAACCACAUCGGUGUCUGACUUUCGGUUGUCACUGAUGCACCUCCCCCUACUACUUAACUCCUCAACCUUUGUCAACAGUCGGUUGCUUUAGCCUUACCACUCAAACAAGCCCACUGACUCAAAUACACUCCCAUGCAUUAAACCCAGGUAUUUACUUUGAUAUACAAUUUGGUUGACUACUUGGUUUUUACAAAUAACCAUUCAAAAACUCAAAUAAAAGUACUUGUUUUUUGCUAUGUAUUUGAAAAUACUCAGAUAAAAUAUAUUUAAUAAACAAGUAUUAAUAUACACAUGCACUGUAUUUGAACCCAGGUCUACUGGUGGCCUGUUAUAUCAGCCUAUAACCCUGUGUGGGGUACUGGCUCUAGAGUGUGAUCUAUACCAGAGGAUGCAGCAAUAGGAAGCCCUAGGUUGAGAUAGUUGGGCUGAACUUGACAACAGCUGUUAGGUGGGUUCAUCCUCACCAAAGGACCAUGCCAGGUGGCCUGGAAAGUAUGAAUGACAGCUACCCAGUGCAUUUGUCACCCCAUUGCCUGCUGAAAUCUACUGUUCAUGUCAACAUUGGGAACUAAUCAUCUGAUAAGAUGUGUGUGUGAGGCCAUGCUCUGACGAUGCUGCCGUGAGAUCAAACUGUCCUCUCCAUCUCUCCCUGACCUCAGAGCUGGCCACAAAGUUGAUUCAAGUCUGUGGAGUGUGUAAGCCUCCAGAAAGGUCUCCAAAAACACCAAAUAACAAUAUUAUUUGAAUAGAUACAGCAUUAAACAGACAAAUCCCUCUGCUCUCUCAUCACACCACUCUUGAGUUGUUUCCCUGUCUGUCAUAUGUGGACCAGACCACACACACACCCACCCACAUUAUUGUAACUAAGGUUCAUUGUAACAAAGAAACACUAAUACUUGCAGGUGCAUAAGUGAUGAGUACAUGUUCAAAAUGUUAUUUUCAGAGUUUCCUAGAAUGUAUCAAGUGAAUCUGUUGCCUGCCAGUCUGUCUCUCAGCCUGACUGUAUGUUGUGGUUUCUUUUGGCCUGUGAAUGUGAAUGUUUUUUUUUUAAAUUGACAACUUAAGCUUUGGUAAGCACUUGCUACACUCACACGGAAAGGGGAGCAUGAUACUGCCAAGGUCUCAUAUGUUUUUCCGUCUGUUUUAAUCCCUUAACUGAUUCACAUGUUUUAAAGGGGGAUCGUCAGUCCAAUGUUUUAUGAAAACCAGAAAAUAAAUUUGAUGCCCACUUCUUAACUGUUCUACCUUGCUUGAUACCAUGACUUCAGUCUGUUCUCAGUGAUCUGUUGUGUCUUCAGGUAUAAGUCCAGCCCAAGCAAUAAUCUUAAACUUAACUAGUAAUUCAUCAUUUGCAUUUCAGUUGUUUACAGUACAUAUUGAAUUACUUUAAUUAUAUAUAAAGACAGCUGUAUUUGUCUGCUCUGGUUCCUUUUAUUUAAUGCAGAACUACACCAUUGUCUACAAUAGCUUCAGUGCCUCUUAGUGAAAUGUCAAAUGAGGUCAGGUGACAUACAACCUGCAUAGUGCUCUUUGAGGCGGGAGGCCCUGUGUGACCCACUGAAGGCUUAAAAUACUCAUGUUACAUGGCUCUAAUUUUGUAAUACAUUAAAAUAAAUCCCUUCUCACCCUACUUCCUCUUUUAGAAGCUGAUUCAUGAUAUCUGCCUUAAGAACUUGUAAGUCCACCACCGUCCCUCCUAUCCCUACGAAAGACAGUUCUCUUUUCCUAUUAGAAUAAGAAAUGGUAUCAUACAGGAGGGUAUAUCAGCAUUAGUGUGUGUAAACAGUGCUUGACUUGGGCAGAAGCUCACUGGAGCUGAGUACCGUCACCUCAGGUGUUCUACUGCUUGAGCUCCUGUACCUCUAUAGAAUACUAGCUCAAAGGUAUUGUGGAGUUCCUAAAUAUAAACAGUACUGGCACCAAGUCAAGCACUGUGUGUUAAUGUGUUUGUGUGUAAUGGAGAGAGAA